This is a messenger RNA of Sorghum bicolor (sorghum), 1980 nucleotides long. RefSeq names its product aspartic proteinase-like protein 2. The record is from RefSeq and is a predicted model, not a curated record. The transcript has 10 exons. Gene Ontology annotation, biological process: proteolysis. Lineage: Eukaryota; Viridiplantae; Streptophyta; Magnoliopsida; Poales; Poaceae. Gene Ontology annotation, molecular function: aspartic-type endopeptidase activity. The coding region runs from base 181 to 1653 and encodes 490 amino acids.
CAACGCCGAUUAAAUUUCCCCUUGUCCUCCUCGUCUUCUUUUCCUCUUUUUCGGCGCCUUCCCUUCCCCUUCCCCGAACGCAGACACAUAUGCUCGACCUCGCCGGCUGGCUGCUGGUUGCUGGCUGCCUGGAGUAGGAAGCCCACCGGGCUAAGCAAACCCAAGAGCCCGAUCGGAUCGAUGGCGCCAGCGCCCCGCGCUUCCAUCUUCUUCUCGGUGCUCCUCGUCCUUCUCUUCGCGCUGUUGGUGGAGCGCGCGGCCGCCACCGGCGUCUUCCAGGUGCGCCGCAAGUUCCCGCGCCACGGAGGCGGCGGGGAUGUGGCGGAGCACCUCGCGGCGCUGCGGAGGCACGACGUCGGCCGCCAUGGCCGGCUCCUUGGCGCCGUCGACUUGCCCCUCGGCGGCGUCGGGCUCCCCACCGCGACCGGCCUGUACUACACGCAGAUUGAGAUCGGCUCGCCGUCCAAGGGCUACUACGUGCAGGUGGACACCGGCAGCGAUAUCCUCUGGGUCAACUGCAUCCGCUGCGACGGCUGCCCCACCACGAGCGGCCUCGGGAUAGAACUGACGCAGUACGACCCUGCCGGGAGCGGGACCACGGUGGGGUGCGACCAGGAGUUCUGCGUCGCCAACAGCCCCAACGGCUUGCCCCCCGCGUGCCCCUCGACGUCGUCGCCGUGCCAGUUCAGGAUCGCCUACGGAGAUGGGAGCUCAACCACCGGCUUCUACGUCUCAGAUUCCGUGCAGUACAACCAGGUGUCCGGCAACGGCCAGACCACCCCGUCCAACGCCAGCAUCACGUUUGGGUGUGGUGCUCAGCUUGGUGGGGAUUUGGGAUCCUCGAGCCAGGCCCUUGAUGGGAUUCUUGGGUUCGGCCAGGCGGAUUCGUCGAUGCUGUCGCAGCUGGCUGCUGCUCGUAAAGUGAGAAAGAUAUUUGCUCACUGCUUGGACACUGUCCAUGGUGGUGGCAUCUUCGCUAUUGGGAAUGUGGUACAGCCCAAAGUGAAGACGACGCCCUUGGUGCAAAACGUGACACACUACAAUGUCAAUCUGCAAGGAAUUUCUGUUGGUGGUGCUACACUUCAGCUUCCAUCGAGUACUUUUGAUUCUGGUGACAGUAAAGGCACUAUCAUUGACAGCGGGACAACACUGGCAUAUCUUCCGAGGGAAGUUUAUAGGACUUUGUUGACUGCGGUAUUUGAUAAGUAUCAAGAUCUGGCCUUACAUAAUUAUCAAGACUUCGUCUGUUUCCAGUUUUCUGGAAGUAUAGAUGAUGGAUUUCCCGUAGUCACCUUUAGUUUUGAGGGAGAAAUUACACUGAAUGUUUACCCACAUGAUUACCUUUUCCAGAAUGAGAAUGAUUUAUACUGUAUGGGAUUCCUGGAUGGUGGAGUGCAGACCAAAGAUGGGAAAGAUAUGGUUCUCUUAGGAGACCUGGUCCUCUCAAAUAAACUAGUAGUCUAUGACUUGGAAAAACAAGUUAUUGGAUGGGCAGACUACAACUGCUCCUCGAGCAUUAAAAUUCAGGAUGACAAGACUGGCUCAGUGUACACUGUCGACGCACAAAAUAUCUCUGCUGGGUGGAGAUUUCAAUGGCACAAGUCCUUGAUUCUGUUGUUAGUAACAGCAACCUGGAGCUGUUUGGUGUUGUAGCCUAAUCCUGGAAUCUUAGGACUAAAACAUGGAAAAAUGUAUCUGUAACAAAAAUAGCUGAGUUCAGAAGUUCAACAAAGAGUGCAAAAUAUUAUACAUGAAAGGAUCAAGAUGCUCAAGAGGGAGGUAAAUUGGGCUUUUCUAAAAAUUUAAGCAACCUAUAAAUCUCAAUUCAACCCUUGUGUCUAAUUGUGUUCUAGAGAGCCAUCGCAUAAAAGUUUUGCAACCUAGUUUCAAUUCUAUUCUAGCAUGGCAAUUCUAGGAAUGUAAAGAGCUGAAAUUAAAUGCUAGAAUGUAAAGGAUGAAGAGAGUGCUGGAUGCACAUUU